Molecule: messenger RNA, 5837 nt
Organism: Hyalella azteca
Lineage: Eukaryota; Metazoa; Arthropoda; Malacostraca; Amphipoda; Hyalellidae
Product: acetylcholinesterase
Exons: 4
Coding region: 71-1888 (605 amino acids)
Biological process (GO): acetylcholine catabolic process; choline metabolic process
Cellular component (GO): plasma membrane
Molecular function (GO): acetylcholinesterase activity
Source: RefSeq, a predicted model, not a curated record
GUUUCUCCUUCAGGCGCAGCUAAUUACAUCUGCAAGAUAACUUCCGCAGGAAGGUAGCAAGGCCACCACAAUGUGGUGCAGGUAUCUGGUUCUGGCGCUGGUCUUCACGCUGGGCACAUCUGCCUUGCACGACCCUCUUGUGGUCAACACAAGGAAAGGGAAAGUCAAAGGGAAAACCGUAAAGACGGCUUUAGGUGGCGAAGUUGAUGCAUGGUACAGCAUCCCAUUUGCCAAGCCCCCUGUGGGAGACCUCAGGUUUAGACAUCCUAUCCCCAUCGACCGUUGGCACGACGUCAAGGAUGCAACAGAACUCCCUAAUUCCUGUUGGCAAACUUUGGACGACUUUUUCGGAAAUUUUGAAGGUUCGACAAUGUGGAACGCCAAUACCCCAAUGAGUGAAGAUUGCUUAUAUCUCUCAAUCAUAGUUCCGAAACCGAGACCUACCAACGUGCCCGUUUUGGUUUGGAUUUACGGAGGAGGCUUCUACUCGGGCACCUCUUCGCUCGAAGUGUACGACUACCGCACUCUGGCUGACAACCAGAACGUGAUUAUAGUCGCUCCUCACUACCGUAUUGCGAGUCUAGGCUUCCUAUACAUGGGCACUCCCGACGUGCCAGGCAACACAGGGCUUUUCGAUCAACUAAUGGCUUUAGAAUGGAUCAAAGACAACAUUGAAUUCUUUGGUGGGAAUCCGAACAACAUAACAUUGAUGGGAGAAUCUGCUGGCGCGACAUCCAUCAGUAUGCUUUUGUUGUCUCCCCUCUCCCGUAACUUGUUUAGUCAGGCAAUCAUGCAGUCGGGGUCCGCGACUGUUCCCUGGGGUAUAAUGAGCAAAAAGGAAAACAUGCUCAGAGGUCAACGUCUCGCCGAAGCCGUGGGCUGCCCCACCGACAUGAGUAAUCCAUCUGUUGUCAUCGACUGUCUGCGAUCAAAAAAUGCUUCUGAGUUAGUCAAUAGUGAAACUUCAAACGGGGUGACAGACUUCCCGUUUGUCCCAAUCAUCGACGGGGCCUUCUUCGAUAAAUUGCCCAUUGAAUACCUGAGAAACGGCGACUUUAAGAAGUGCAAUAUCUUGAUGGGAAGUAACACGGAGGAAGGCUACUGGUUCAUCAUGUAUUUUCUUCCCAGUUUGUUCCGUCGCGAAGAAAAUGUGUUGAUCACACGAGCAGAAUUUGAGAGGUCGGUCCGAGCUUUGUUCCCGUACUUCAACGAGUUGAUAUUGCAAGCCAUCAUGUACCAAUACACCGAUUGGAUCGACCCCGAAGACGGUGCUAAGAAUCGAAAUGCCAUCGAUAAAAUGAUUGGCGAUUACCACUUCACUUGCAACGUCAACGAGUUUGCGGAGUACUACAGCAAGAGCGGCAACAACGUCUACAUGUAUUACUUCAAGCACAGGUCCAGUGGCAGCAAAUGGCCCAAGUGGACAGGUGUUCUUCAUGCCGAUGAAAUAAGCUUCCUAUUCGGCCAGCCUCUUAACCCCAAGUACACAACCUUUACCGAGGUGGAGCAAGACCUAUCGCGCCAGAUGAUGACUUACUGGGGGAACUUCAUCAAAACUGGGAACCCAAGUGAAGGGGACCACCGCUCCUUCGCCAAGACCAAGUGGCCUCUGUACUCCCCAGCCACGAAGGAGUACCUCAUCCUGAGCGGGGAGGAGUCCGGCCUGGGGAGGGGACCGAGACUCAAGGAGUGCGCCUUCUGGAAGUCCUUCCUGCCGCAGCUUGUCAAGCAUUCAGAGUACAAGCCCUCCCAGGGACCGGAAGUUUGUCCCAGCUCGACUGGGAACAACAUGGACGGGCUCACCUCAGGGGCACAAUGCCUGACUUGUGCCCUGGUGCCCGCUCUUCUCUUCGCCUGCGCCGCACGCAUCGGUCGCUUUGCUCUCUAAAUCAAAUACUCGAGGCCUAAGGUUAAUCUUUCUAUAGAGAACUUGCGACGCGAUGUAGGCAGUCUUUUGAAAGUAGGCCGUUAUUUGAUCAUAGUUGAUAAAGCAACUGUUUCACAGUUGCGUCUAUCAACGCAAAGAUCGUGUAAGACAGCGGCGGACAUUGAAAAGUCACAUUUCAGAAUACAGAGUUGGAUUUAUUAAGACAUUUAAACCGGCAAUUGUAGGUCUAUUUUUAAUUCUUCUGGACUUAAAAAAGAUGACAGUUUCUCCAAAGCCACAGAGUAACGAUUAUUUUUAAAUAAUUCGUUUGACUAAAAUCUGAGUUUUGAAUUAAAUUAACUGAAUAUAAAUAGAGCACAAUAACCUUAAUCGAAUUCGAUUGAUAAUUAGGGUAGCGUUGGCCGACAUAAGGUCGAUUCUUCAAUGACUGCUUAUAGCUCGACGUAGUUUUUUAUAGAACUUGCGUGAAUUUAAUGUGAAGGAGUUAAAAUAUUAAUUAGAAAGCAUAAUAGUCUUAUUGCUAUCUGCUUCUGAUGUUGCCUACGACAAUAGAUAGAAAACGCUUCUUUUGAUAUCGCAGAGAUGGCACCUGUUUGACUAUCAUAUAUACUUAUUACGUAAACAAAAGCUUGCAUAUCCAUUGAGUAGUACAGAACCCCUAUUAUAUACGUAUAGAUGCAUGUUAUCUAUCUCUAUUGGUUAUUAUAAGAUGGUAUGGAAGAGAAGAAACACAGUUCUUAAGCGUUCAAGAUCGAGUCGAAGUAUGGAAGCAAUUUAAUGCUCAGGAAAUACGGCACGAACUUUCAAGUCGAGCAAAAAUAGACUCGAGUUUGUUGUUCUCACAAGUUGGUAGCUGGAAAGUUUCAAGGAUUUGUGCGUCUAAUGUUGAUUGCUUGAGAAGUUUUAUGGAAUUUCAUAAUCGUUCUUUCUUUCAAUUUUAUGAUAAUAAUUAAUGGUGCGAGUCCACGCGCUUGUUUGCUGCAGUUGCUUUGGUCAUGAGAUCGUUAUACUGGAUUCCUCAAUUGGCAAUGGAACAAAUUUAAUUAUUCCAUUUUUUAUUAAGGCUGCUAAUUUAACCAGCAGAGAACUGAUAAAUUAAUGCAAUAAGAGCCAUUUGAGCUUAAAAAUCGAGCUUAAAUAAAUUUCAUACCUCCACACAAAAAAGAUUAAUCAAAUCUUACUCGUUGCAAACGAUACUGGGUUUUAAUGUUUUAUGUUAUGUCUGCAUUAGAAAUGCCCGUAGGUCGACGGAGAAAAAACAUUCAUUUUGUUCCACAAUAAAAAUUGUGUUUGGUGAACGCAUGAAUUGACAUUUUUUCAAGCAAGUUUCUCGCAACAAGCAUUUUUUAAACUUUUCUCCUGGAAAUUCAGCAUUGAUAUCUUCAAUUUUCUUUGUAAAAUGCAUGAGUGGCAGCUGAGGAAUUGACCUUCAUUAAUUAUUAUCUUCUUUAUUUAUAGUCUCAUUGUGAAUACUCACCAGACAAUAAAUUAUUGUCUGGCAGCCGUGACCGAUGAAGGGUUGUUACAGUUGACGGUGUCCGUGAACGGCAGCUGUGAGAAAGCUUUGCACUGCACAGUAUAUACGCACCCUGUCGCCAACAUUGCCGUGUAAUAUCAAGAAUUAUACGGCGGAAUAUCGAGAACAUUUCCGUGUUAUAUAAAAUAUUUUGUCAUGUUACAAUAAGAACAUUACCGUGUUACGUUGAGAACAUAUUAUGUUGAGAACAUCAGAGUUAAUAUCGACAAAUUUGCUGUGUUAUGUCGAAAAUAAAAUUAUACGGCGGAAUAUACUAGAACAUUUCCGUGCUAUAUAAAAUAUUUUGUCAUGUUACAGUAAGAACAUUACCGUGUUACGUUGAGAACAUAUUAUAUUGAGAACAUCAGAGUUAAUAUCGACAAAUUGCCGUGUAAUGUCAAGAACAAUGUAUUGUUACGUUAAAAAUAUUACCGUGUUAAGUAGAGAGCAUUACCGUGUUUAGGUUCAUGUGCGUGUCUCAAAUUAUUUAUGGUGCUGCAGUCGUGAGCUUUAAGCGUUCAUAUACAAAAAUAAAUGUUUAAUGAAGCCAGUUUGGGUCGCAACGGUCACUUCUAUAUUGCCUGCGCAUCACACUUUUCAGUGACAAGCCGCUUUCCACUUCUAGGCGCUGUAAAGUGAAAUAUGACGUCACUUCUUGGCCACUAAAGUUCACUUCCAAUAGAAAAUAGACGACUUAUGGUGGACAUCACAUUGCUUUUCAUUGAAAAAAACGCAACUUCCGGGGAAAAAAUGCAAUUUUGAUCCUCAGUGGUCAUGUCUAAGCGCCGUACGCUACUUUCUUAGCUGCGUGUUUCCAACAUGUAAUGUUUUCGAACGUUCCCCCUUAAUAGCUUUAAUUAAGAAGGUAUCUUCUCUUGUUGACUCUCGAUUUUGAUAAUCUAAGAAUUCUUAUUUAACUUUAUAAUUGCAGUUCAAUGUUAUUGAAAUGUUGGAAUUACUGAACGGAGUGCAUAAUCUUUUGUAAAUACAUCACUUCUAUCUAACACCGGGCCCUCUCCCUGUGUUAUUAGGAUUAGAGGCAUUAUUGCCUUGAUAUUUCACUUAAAAUUACAUGAUGAAAGAAACAUGAUUGCAGUAUUUGAUAAUGUACGACAUACUCAGUCAUACUCAAAAGCUUGUUUUGAUGUCUUGGUAAUUCUGCUUUCCAUCAUUUUGAAUUUAUAGCUCUAUGAAAUUAUAGUGAUGAUGACGUUACAAAAGCCUAAAAUGUCAAAAGUUGCAGAAAAACUGGAAAGAAACUGCAAGUAAAUUUACCUUUUUUCGAUAUAAACGAUAAUUAAAUAUAUUUCUUAACAUAAAUUAAGUUUAUCUUGGCACAAAGAUAAACUUUAUCUUUUUUCUGGAAAGAGAAUUCACGAGCGCGUUCCAGUAAUUCAGGCAAUACGAAAGAGUUCGAAACUCUUGAGUAUGGAAGUAUUAUAAAACAUAAUAGGAUGUGAUUGAAUUGUUUUAAUUCGUUGUGAGCGUAGCACUAGAGUGUGUUUGAUGACCAUAGUAUUGUGAACAUAGUUUAUAAUAUCCUCUGUUGAAGUGUUGAAUAGUGAGAUGUCAGACACUUGUAUAGUGGACAUUAUUGGGCAUAAUUUCUUAUUCAUGUUGAAUAGUGAGAAGCAUAAUCAUGUGGACAUCGCUCACUAUCAUUUGUUAAACAUGCUUUACAGUGGACGAUGAUUGGAUAUUAUUUAGAGUUCAUAAUGUUUGCUUUUGUUAUUAUAUAAAUGGAACAUAUAGUGAAAUAAUUAAAUUUUGACUACGUAGACGGUUGUUUUUGCAAGGCAGAGUCAAAUGAAAAUAAAAAUUCGGCGCAAAUUUGAUUGUCUCAGAAGACAAGAGGUAAGUAGUUUAAUAAAUUUAUUCAAUACCUGAAAUAAUGUGGCGUAAAAUUGUCAUUUCUUGAAAACUGCACAGAGUUGUUUAGAAGAAACCUUGAACACUUAUACACUCUUAGGGGAUGAGAUUGCUCACAAAAUUUGUCAAACUGGUUAAAAAUGCCCUUCAAAUGGCCGCUAAACCAGUUUUUGUAAAAAUUACGUGGAUUUUAACCAUAUGAAUUAACUAGAGAUCGGAUCUUUUGCCAGUGAAACCUCAAGAACAUAAAAUUGUUUAAGUUUUUUAAUUUUAAGAAAGUAAUUUUUUUAGAGGCGUUGCUAUGUAAAUGUGAUCAUUAAUUUCUCUAGAAGAAUUAAACUAUAUGAAUAAAUAUAAAUAUCUAUAUUAGCGUGGUGUUUUAGCGGAGAUGUUUCGGUUGCGGUCGUUUAGGUGUAACUGAAGCAAUUAGAGACGAGUAGUCUGGGUGGUCGUUAGUGAGUAGACCGUCGUGAGUAGAUUCUCUUCUAUACACUCAGAAAAGAAAGCAAGUUAUCCAAAUAUCGAUGCACUUCAUCCCUUACAAAAUUUAGAGUCACCCCAGCU